GGCCGGGCGCGCAAAGCGGGUAUGGAGACAGGAGGGCACAGGCCCUCGCCUCAGCGAGCUCGCGGGGUUCCGGGGGAGAGACACGCGCGGGGUCCAUGGCAGAUGCCGGUGGGGGCCGGAGUGAGGAGACCCGCCCCUGCUCGUCGGGAGCUCAACUGCCCCUUCCUCGAGGGUCUGUAUAUCACAGAACCCAAGACCAUUCAGGAACUGCUGUGUAGCCCCUCGAAGUACCGCUUGGAAAUCCUGGAGUGGAUAUGUAUACGGGUCUGUCCCUCUUGGCAGGACAAGUUCAGCUCACUGAAGGGGGCUCCAGCCGAGGUGAAGAUCCAAGGUGCACACUCUGUUGACGUUAGUAGAGACUUCGAGAAUCAGCCCUCCCCCACACCCCCCACUGGGCGUGAGAUGGUGAAACUAGGCCAUGAGUUGAUGCUGUGUGGGCCGGAUGACCAGGAGCUCCUGAAGGGCCAGGCCUGCUCCCAGAAGCAGCUGUGCUUCUUGGACCAGCUGCUGGAUGUGGCCCAGAGCCUGACCAUUGGAUGCUCCAGGGGCUCCAGUGUGAAGGAGCACUUUGAGGACACCAGGGAGAAGAAUGAGGCGCUGCUGGGGGAACUCUUCUCGAGCUCCCACCUACGGAUGCUGCUGAGCCCCAAGUGUGACCCAUGGCCCCUGGACAUGCAGCCCCUUCUGGACAAGCAGAGCGAUGACUGGCAGAGGGCUACCCCCACCAGUGAGUCAGAGGAAGAGAAGGUGGCGGAGCUGGCCAGGCAGCUGCAGGAGAGUGCCGCCAGGCUGCAGUCGCUCAGGCUGGAGUGCUUUGCGCGGCAGAAGCCAGGGGCCGCUGUGAACGGGGCUGACAACAGUACCCUGGACCAGAAGCUGCGCUUGGUCAUCUCUGACUUCCAUCAGCUCAUCAUGGCUUUCCUCCAAGUGUACGAGGAUGAGCUGGGGGAGUGCUGCCAGCGCCCAGGCCCCUACCUCCACCCAUGCGGCCCUAUCAUCCAGGCCGUGUACCAGACUCUGACUUCAUGGAGCCAGCUAUUGAAAGCAGUCGUGGAGGUCACUGACACCUCAGUGAAAGCCGUGGAGAUGGCAAAGCAGCAGCAGGGCGAGCCGGUCUGCGGGGGCAGGAGCAACUCUGUGAUGAGUCUAGGUUUUCUUUCCCUUGAAAAAAUGCUUUUGACAGCCUAUAAAAGAAAAACAUGAAUUAUAGAAAAUUGGAAUAGUCCAAAGACGUGGAGAGGUAAGCUAAAAACGUUGCAUAAUGGGGUGGCCCAGAGAUGGUCGGUGUUAAUAUUUUGGUCUGUUUCCCUGUAUUCUUUUUCCUCUCAUCUAUUUUUUAUUUGUUUGCAUGAGUUGAGUAUAAUCACAGCAUGUGUACGCUCUUGUAUUCUUUGCCUUGGACCUCAUUGUAAGCAUUCUCCCUUGCUGAAGUCACAUUUUUAAUUGUCAAACACUGUUCCUUUCAAGCAUUUGCUAUAAUUUAUUGAACAUUUUCUAUUACUGAGCCUGUAGGUCAUUUUCAUUUGCAAGAUUUACACCUAUGACAAAUGGAAACAACCCAGGGUCUUACCCUGGGGUAGCGUUGGGAUAAAUAACGGUGUAGGUAGGUGGUGGGACGGUAUUUGUUGUUUGAGAACUUGGUUAUGAUGACCUGAGGAAAUGCAUAUUGCGGAGUGUUAAAGUGAAAUAUAUAGGUUAAAAAUGAAAUACAUGGUAUGAUCUCACUCUUCUAAAGGGGAAAAAAUGUAGACGAAUCCCUUGUAGGAACUGAGCUAGAAAGUGGACCUUGGUUUUCUCCGUGUUAGAAUCAGAGGUGAUUUAAUUCAUUUACUGUUUCUUUAUCCUGCUCUGUAGUCUUCAGCUGUUCCCCAGUGAACAUGUAUUACUCAGGUGGUCGUCUCAACUGUCACGAGCACGGUUAGACAUUGUAGCCCCCAUCCUUCAGUGGAGGAGGGGCUCCCGCCUUCGUGGUGGUGAGGCUGAGCAGUUUCCAUCCUCCUGUGUCCCUCAUCAGCCCUGGCCUUGCUCCUUCCAACCUUUCUGCUGUUGGAUAGGGGCAAAAUUGUAUCUGAAUUUAAUUUUAAACUUUUCUUUCUGAGUAAGUUUAUCUUUCCUAUGGAAGUACAAACUCAGAAAAGUCUCCCUACCACCUUUUCUUCUGUGAUAAGAAAAAUAGCUUUUAGGGAGGAGUCUCAACUCACAGGGAUAGAAUGGUGAAAAAUAGGAUGUUUUCCCUAUGCUGUUCAGUCCAGUUGCAAUGAUUUUAAAGCCAAUAGUUGUGUAAACACAACCCAGUUCAGGAAUUGGCAGAGGCCUCGUACCCUGGAGAUGCCCACGGCCUCUUCCUGCCCACAGCUCACUGCCACUCUGACACCGUGAGACUUCUGUCCCUGUUCCACCUACCUCUCACGUGUGUUGCCAUGGAGCCAGACCUUUGGCUUUUGACAGUCUGAUUGUAAUGUGCCUUGGUGUGGAUCACUUGAAGUUUCUCCCAUCUGGAGUGUUUCGAGCUCCUUGAAUGUUUAGCUUCGUGUUUUUCAUCCACACUCAGCCAGACAGUUGACUCUUCCUUCUCCUGUACCUCCUGGGGCUCCCAGUCUCGAGGUCCACCUGAGGCGAUGGCUCAGGGCCUUCCCAGCUCUCCCCUGGGCAUCUGCACGGCUCCAGCGAGCACGUGGCCUCUAGAGCCCCCGGACUGUGAGAGCUGUUCAGAGCCCUCUUGGACAUCUCGUUCUGCAGCCUCUCCUUCCGUGCCUUUUGGUUUGUCUGCUGUUCACUCUGACUCUCAUCCCCCAUCUUAGGCAGUGGCAGUUAUAGCAUCUGCCUGCGAAUGCUGCCCCGGUGUGCCCCCGAGGGGUGGCUUUAGCUCAUGUAGCCCCUGAGCCCUCCCUUUGGGGGGCUGUCUGCAUGAACUCACCAGCCCACCCUCCCCUCGGUAAGCCAGCCUUCUUGCUGCUCUUGGCUUGGCACACACACUUGGCACAUGUACCCCUGGCCGCCCAGGGGUCUCUCUUCUUUCUGACUGAACUGCAACAGAUUCCUCCAUUUUAAAAUUUCUGAUAACGUUUAUCCUUAUCAUCACUGUCACUCUGACUCUCACCCCCCUGCGUGUAAUUGCGUAAUUGCUGUUCAGACAAUGCCUACAGCCUGUGCUGUCAUUAGUACAAUAAUGACCACGUCUUCACCCCUGCUCACAGGAGUGCUCACAGGACUGUGCAGGCUUCACCUUUUCCAUCACGCCCUAGUGGGGAGGGGCUGAGCCGCUGCCCCUUCCCCCUGUGCUUUGCGUGCAGAGAAGCAUCCGCUUGCCCUGCAGCCUGGAGAGUCUUGAUGGCAAGUGCUGCACCCGAGCAGGGAGCUCCCUUCUGCCCCUGCACACCUCUGGCCCAGCUCUGGUCAGUGCAGCCUCCUCAUUUGUUUGAGGUGUGUUCUUGUGCUAUAGACACGACAGAGAAACGAUCCGUGUCAGCCCCAUGCCAGGGGCCAGUUAGAAUGGCCUUUGCAUUUCCCUGGUUCCUACCUGACAAACCAAGGUCCUUGGUUUCUAUGACCUUGGGCCAACCAUGUGCAAGCUCUGUGUGUCUUUGCUGCUCCAUCUCUUGGUCUGAGAAGCUAGGCCACCGUUCUGGGUGCUGUAGCUGGGCUGUGUUGGUCCCAUGUCCCCAUGCUGGAAGUGAGGGGCUUGAGUGAGGGACCAUUGUGCCUGCAGGGCCCGUACCUGGAGCCAUGGCCUCGUGUGCGGGGCAGGGGGCUUUGGUGACGGAGAGUGGCUUAUCCCAUCAUCAGCCACCAGUCACCCUCUCACCUGGCUGGACCUGAAGCCCCAUUUGCCUCCCAGGCGAUGAAAAUAUCCAUUUAUUUUGAAAGCAGGUUUCUGGAAGCUGGAAAGUGCAUGGGAGUAGUUUGAUGGAUGCAGUGGGUGGAGCAAGCUGCAGCUGGGAGGACGGCCUGAGGGGGCAGUAGGGGAGCCGGUCUGCCUGGUGGAACCACCAUGGUCCCAGGGCUGCGUGGCCGGAAGUUCCAGGGAGGGGACAGUGGCCAGUGGGCCAGAAGUAGAGGGCAUAAGCAAGGCAGGUCUGUACGGACUGGCACUCCCAGUGAGAAAAUGACCAAAUUGAAUGGCAAAUCCGGGCUCCCAAUGUGGCUGGAGGCCCGUCUGAAGCCCACUUCUUUCUGGCCUGCCAGGGUCCCUGGCGUGAAGGUUGGUCCCUACCUGUCCCUGCUGCCCUGCCCCCCUCAUGGUUCCCAGCUGGGGAGACCCUGCAGGAAACAGGCGGCUCCGCUGGAGUAGAGCAGGGCCAGUGCGCCAGCUGCCCUGGCCUCCUCUCUCCAACCUGGGCCAAUACCAUGAAGAGAGAAAGACCUGGAAAAGCAUGGUACUGGCUCAUUCUGAGAAGAGAAAUUUCCAACAAAUUGAAAUUAACGUACUCACUAUCUUGUCCAAACGU
Vicugna pacos (alpaca) is the source of this 4448-nucleotide messenger RNA. NCBI's taxonomy places the organism in Eukaryota, Metazoa, Chordata, Mammalia, Artiodactyla, Camelidae. The record is from RefSeq and is a predicted model, not a curated record.